AGUUAAUAAAUAAAGCUGCUAAGCAGUGAGGAAUUAGAAGCAGAGUGCAACAGCACAGCAACAGGAAGAAGAUAAAGUAGUAUUGUAUCAGUACAACACAAUGAACAGCAAAGUCACCAUCUCCCUCCUUGUCCUUUAUUUGGCUUCUCCACAAGGAGCGACCCUGCGAUGUCGGUGCAUCAAAACAGAGCCUAAUUUUAUCCAUCCAAAGUUCAUAGACAAUAUUAUAAUUAUCCCUAGUGGUCCCCACUGCCCCAAAGCAGCAAUCAUUGCCACACUUCAAAGCUUCAAACAAGUCUGCCUGAACCCUGAUGCCGCUUCAGUGAAAAAGAUCAUUGGCAGGAUGAUUGAUGGAUCCAAGAACCCUGAAGCAAAUCAAUGAGGAGAAGCCACAACAUCAAAGUGUUGAGAUUGAAACCCAAUUAUGCCAGGGCCUCUAUGUUUUAAAUUCGGUCAUAUUUAUGUGUUAAAAAUAUUUCAUUUAUUUGGUGGUUUAUUUAUGAUUUCAUAAAAGGAUAUUUUGGUGUUUCAAUACCCGUAUAUCUAUUGAAAUUGUACUUUUUAAAAAAUAAUUUAUUUACAUUUUAAAUACAUCAGGAAUUACUGGACUGGAAUAUAUUUAUUUAAUAAAUGAAAUAAUUACUUUGUAUAUUUAUGGCAAAGCUUCUAUUUUUAAUCUCUGCUGAUCUGCUUAACUCAAUGAACUGUUCAAAUAAAUUUUAAAAUUCAUAUGAA
Molecule: messenger RNA, 735 nt
Organism: Callorhinchus milii (elephant shark)
Lineage: Eukaryota; Metazoa; Chordata; Chondrichthyes; Chimaeriformes; Callorhinchidae
Product: alveolar macrophage chemotactic factor 2
Exons: 4
Coding region: 101-382 (93 amino acids)
Biological process (GO): antimicrobial humoral immune response mediated by antimicrobial peptide; inflammatory response; chemokine-mediated signaling pathway
Cellular component (GO): extracellular region
Molecular function (GO): chemokine activity; CXCR chemokine receptor binding
Source: RefSeq, a predicted model, not a curated record